This is a messenger RNA of Passer montanus (Eurasian tree sparrow), 889 nucleotides long. RefSeq names its product transmembrane protein 35B (gene TMEM35B). The record is from RefSeq and is a predicted model, not a curated record. The coding region runs from base 94 to 513 and encodes 139 amino acids. Lineage: Eukaryota; Metazoa; Chordata; Aves; Passeriformes; Passeridae. The transcript has 3 exons.
GCCGGACUGGGAGUGGGGCUGGGCCGGGAACGGGGCCGGGAACGGGGCCGGGCCGCUCCGCCCCGCUCCGCCCCCGGGCCCGCCCGUCCCGCCAUGGCGGCGGCCUUCACCGCCCUCCGUGUCCUGCUUGGGCUCUUCUUCUUCCUCACGGGCGCCCUGAAGGUCUCGGACUGGCUCUCUGCCGACCUGCACCGGCACAUGGCAUCGGAGUUCGUGCGCUUUGCCAAGGUGUUUCCCCUGAAGGACCUGGGCUUUGUGCCGGAGCCGGGCAGGUACCUGGUGGCCGUGGGCUGGGUGGAGGUGACAGCUGGGCUGUUGCUGGCAUUUGGGCCCCAGCUGCUGCAGGAGAUCAGCAACUUCAUCCUCAGCGUCGUCAUGAUCGGUGCCAUCUACACGCUGCUGGCGCUGCAGGAGCCGCUGGCCAUGUGUGCCCCGGCCACCCUCUCCCUCGGCCUCCUCCUGCUGCUCAACAUCCGUGGGUACCCAGCUGCCCCCCGGCCCAAGUUCGAGUGACGAGAGGCGGGAAAGACAGACGGAAGGACAGACGGAAGGACAGGCUGCUGGGGAGCAACACCUUUAUGGUAUUUUCAGGGGCAACGUCGCGUCCUGCAGGGUAACUUGCUGAUGAGACACAGUGUGUCCUCUCCUGCCUCUGCCAGUGACUCUGGUGCUGGUUGUCCCCGUGCUGUGGGACCUGAGCUGUCCCCACACUGUGGGACGGUGGCCAUGGCACUGCUGUGACACUGCCGUGGCACUGCUCUGGCAGCUCCACUGCUGAACUCGCACAAGGUGUCCGGCUCUUUCCAGAGUUUGGCCACACUAAGCAGGGGCUGGCUCUGCUCUCUUGGGGGGCUUUCAAAUUUUGGAAUAAAACCUCUUGUUUUUCAUG